CCGGCGCUGCCUAUAUUGAUAUCUCUGCUACCGCCGUUGACAUACACCUGACAAUGUUACUGGACGUUGAGCUCGAGGAAAGAUUGGUAAAGGCGCAAAGCAUUUUACAUCAUGUAAGUCGGCCUGUCGCAUUAAUGGAAAGGAGUGCUUCAAAGAGUGGGGAUGCUCUCAUAAACUAUGGAAUGUAUAUUUUCAACAUGUUAACAAUUAUGUUCGCUAAUUGCUACAUGGGCCAGUGCUUGCAAGAUGAGGCUCUGAAGCUGUGUGAUGCAUUUUAUGAACGUGAUUGGGCUGAUCUACCACUUCCAUACCAAAGAGCAUUAAUAAUAUGCAUAAUACAUGCUCAAACGCAAAAGUGCGAAAUUAAAGCGGGGAAGUUCUACAAAUUCUCUUUAAGUGCUUACACAAAUAUAUUAAAAUCAGUCAUGGGUUUCUAUUCGAUGCUUAGGGCAACGACUUGAACUCUGGAUUUUCAGGUUUCUUGAUACAAUAAUACACGGAU
Molecule: messenger RNA, 502 nt
Organism: Fopius arisanus
Lineage: Eukaryota; Metazoa; Arthropoda; Insecta; Hymenoptera; Braconidae
Product: odorant receptor 33b-like
Exons: 5
Coding region: 54-461 (135 amino acids)
Biological process (GO): sensory perception of smell; detection of chemical stimulus involved in sensory perception of smell
Cellular component (GO): plasma membrane
Molecular function (GO): olfactory receptor activity; odorant binding
Source: RefSeq, a predicted model, not a curated record